AUGGAAAAAYUACUCAAGCGUCCUGAGAAGCUUCGGGGAGCCCCGGAAAGGCGCAGCAAGGACAAGUAUUGCCACUUCCAUCGGGAGCACGGUCAUAACACGUCGGACUGCUGGGAGUUGAAGCGCCAAAUUGAGGAUCUAAUUCAAGAUGGCUACUUCAAGAAAUUUSUGGGAAAGCCCAGGACCAGCUCGGCAGAAAACAAGGAAGAGCGGAAGCGUUCGAGGACGCCGCCCCGGCGCACUGACCGACCUGCGGUCAUCAAUACCAUUUUCAGAGGGCCAAGCGGGGGUCAGUCCGGACAUAAAAGAAAGGAGUUAGCUCGUGCAGCCAGGCGCGAGGUGUGCAUCAUCAGGGAGCAAAGGCCGACUGGCCCAAUCACCUUCGACAGUACAGACUUAGAGGAGGUCCACCUACCCCACAAUGACGCACUUGUGAUCGCUCACUUGAUUGAUCAUGUGGUGGUCAGGAGGAUGCUGAUAGACGGAGGCGCAUCUGCUAACAUCCUGUCCUUACCGACCUACCUGGCCCUGGGUUGGACGAGGUCGCAAUUGACGAAAAGCCCGACACCGCUGGUUGGGUUCUCUGGAGAAUCGGUCAUCCCAGAGGGUUGCAUCGACUUUCCGGUCACAGUUGGGCAGGACCAAACUCAGGUCACCCAAAUGGCCGAGUUCGUGGUAAUUGACGGUCUUUUUGGUGGUCUGGCUGGAAUGUGCAUGUGA
Molecule: messenger RNA, 720 nt
Organism: Momordica charantia (bitter melon)
Lineage: Eukaryota; Viridiplantae; Streptophyta; Magnoliopsida; Cucurbitales; Cucurbitaceae
Source: RefSeq, a predicted model, not a curated record